CAGGACUUGCAAGCGGCGUGUUGCGUCGUGCUUCUGGAAGUUGGCCCUGGUUGGCCUGGAACCGUGGGCCGGUGCGGUGCUCUUGGUGCUUUGGCGAUUGGUGGGCCCAAUUAUUCAUACCUGCCUAUUUGCUCACAGGGAGAGGCUGAAUGACCUGCAAGCUCCUAGCAGGCCGCCCCAACUCACGUCGCGCCACGGUUUCGUGCCGGGAGGUCACGGCAAUCGAAAGGCCGGCGAGGCCGAGUCGCCACUAACAGAAAGAAAUGCGCGUAUUGUCGCUAACAUUAAUCACUUGCGUGCUGCUCGUGUCUCUUGCGGGCAGGCGCGGCGCACUUUCAGACGUAAAUGUUCUCGAGACUACUCAGUCGCUGCCUCCGAAAUGCCGCGUUCCACGACCACAUAUCCCAGAGCUUGUCCGGACCAAGCGCCCGCACGAGUUCCUUGCAGAAGACGACCUCCCGCGGGAUUGGGACUGGCGCAACAUAUCUGACCCGCGCUACGUGGGCAGCGGCGGCCCCCGCAACUACCUCAGCCCCGUCACCAACAUGCACGCGCCAGCGGGCGGAUGCGGUUCCUGUUGGGCGCAUGGAGCCGCCAGUGUCCUGGCAGACAGGUCCAACAUCCAGCGCGGGGGCGCGUGGCCGGCUGCGCACGUGUCCAUUCAGCACCUGAUCGACUGCAGCGGCGGCGGCAGCUGCCGCGACGGCGGCGACGAGGUGGCCGCGUACAAGUAUGCGGCGGAAACGGGCGUGCCGCCGGAGACGUGUAGCCCCUACGUGGCAAUGGACCACGGCGCGUGCACGCCGCUGCAGCAGUGCUACACCUGCUGGCCGCACUGCCGCCCGGUGACGGCCUUCCCCCGACUGACCGUUUCCGAGUACGGCAGGGUCAGGGGCCGGCUCCAGAUGAAGGCGGAGAUCUACGCGCGCGGCCCCAUCAGCUGCGGCAUCGCCUCCUCCAAAGGCGUGCAGGCGUACAAGGGCGGCGUGUAUGCCGAGUACCGGGAGCGGCCGCAGGUCUCCCACACCGUCACAGUGGUCGGGUGGGGGGUGGCGCCGUACGGGCAGCAGGGGCCGGGCGGGCAGCUGCAGGGCCAGGGCCAGGGCCAGGACCAGGGCGAGGAGGGCGGCAUGGAGUUCUGGGUGGUGCGAAACAACUGGGGCGAGGCAUGGGGCGAGCGCGGCUUCAUGCGACUGGUGACUUCGGCCUACAGCCCUGGCAGAGGUGAUAGCAGUAGCGGCAGUAGCAGUAGCAGUAGCAGCAGUGGCAGCAGUAGCAGCAGUGGCAGCAGUAGCAGCAGUGGCAGCGGCAGCGGUGAGCACUACAACCUGGGGGUGGAGACCGAUUGCUCCUUUGCCGUGCCGGACAGAUGGGUGCCAACGCCUGAGGAGGAUUCUGCGCCAGACGACAUCGCAUAGGAGUCGGAGCGGCAGCUGGGAUGCAUCAAUUUUGCUUUGCUUUUGUUUCGGUAGUGGACACUCAUGUGGUUUUGAGUUAGCUGUUGGUGCGUGAAGUGGCAUUAGCGACUGCGUUUGCAUGUAUUGGGGUAGCGGUUUGGGAAAAGCGGCUGUCUUCGGCCCAUGGCCGCUGCAACACCCAUGCACAUGCCCACACUGGCCCACACACCCCGGCCACCUGCUCAUUAUCCCGGUGCC
Messenger RNA from Chlamydomonas reinhardtii, 1655 nucleotides. RefSeq lists its product as uncharacterized. The coding region runs from base 264 to 1418 and encodes 384 amino acids. Gene Ontology annotation, molecular function: cysteine-type endopeptidase activity. The transcript has 11 exons. The record is from RefSeq and is a predicted model, not a curated record. Gene Ontology annotation, cellular component: lysosome. NCBI's taxonomy places the organism in Eukaryota, Viridiplantae, Chlorophyta, Chlorophyceae, Chlamydomonadales, Chlamydomonadaceae.